Etheostoma cragini (Arkansas darter) is the source of this 994-nucleotide messenger RNA. RefSeq names its product twist2 (gene twist2). The transcript is spliced from 2 exons. Gene Ontology annotation, molecular function: DNA-binding transcription factor activity, RNA polymerase II-specific; protein dimerization activity; RNA polymerase II transcription regulatory region sequence-specific DNA binding. Gene Ontology annotation, biological process: developmental process; regulation of transcription by RNA polymerase II. Bases 222 to 722 code for a protein of 166 amino acids. Lineage: Eukaryota; Metazoa; Chordata; Actinopteri; Perciformes; Percidae. The record is from RefSeq and is a predicted model, not a curated record.
AAAGUUUCCAAAAAACAUUAAGCAAAAAACUUCCUGCAGGAGGAGAAGUGUGCCAACCUCAAGUUCGAAUCUGUUUCUUCUUAAAGCAAGAGGCGCAGAGAGCGAGGCAUCCUGACAUUACUCCCCUCAUCCUUACGGAUUUCUUCACUAUUCUUUUAACCACGGCAUCAAAGGUGGAGAGCGUUUUUUCUUCUCUAUCCCUGCAUUUCUUCAAGAAAGAAAUGGAAGAGGGCUCCAGUUCUCCGGUCUCCCCUGUGGAUAGUCUGGUGACCAGCGAGGAGGAGCUGGACAGACAGCAGAAACGCUUCGCGGGGAAGAGGAGACAAAGCAAAAAGUCCAGCGAGGACAGCAGCGGCGGCAGCAGCAGCCCGGGUCCGGUCAAACGGGUUAAAAAGGCGAGUCCGAGCAGCAAUCAGUCGUACGAGGAGCUGCAGAACCAGCGGGUCCUGGCCAACGUCCGGGAGAGGCAACGGACUCAGUCUCUGAACGAGGCCUUCGCGUCUUUGCGCAAAAUUAUCCCCACUCUGCCCUCGGACAAACUCAGCAAGAUACAGACGCUGAAGCUCGCCUCCAGAUACAUUGAUUUCCUCUGUCAGGUGCUGCAGAGCGACGAGAUGGACAACAAGAUGUCCAGCUGCAGCUACGUUGCGCACGAAAGACUCAGUUACGCAUUCUCCGUGUGGAGGAUGGAGGGUGCCUGGUCUAUGUCAGCAUCACACUAGCACCCAGAGACCUUCACUUACAAUGCCAAAGCGACUGUUUACUACAAAGUAUGAAGACCAAAGGGAUUACUGAAGAACCCAUCGACCUCAAAGCGCACGGCGAAGAGACGUAAUGUGACCCACAACUACAGUAUAAACUCUUCGGGUGUGGGUGUGGGUGUGGGUGUGUGUGUGUGUGUGUGAGUGUGUGCGUGUGUCAGAGAGAGGGGAAAGGACAGACCUGCAAUGUGUAGCUAUGGCGCAAAGAUGUUAUAGCGCAAAGUUCGGCAUCC